Messenger RNA from Macrosiphum euphorbiae (potato aphid), 279 nucleotides. The record is from the annotation of a GenBank genome assembly. NCBI's taxonomy places the organism in Eukaryota, Metazoa, Arthropoda, Insecta, Hemiptera, Aphididae.
AUGGCAGCCCCAGUGACCAGGGCCGAAGUUCUCAAAAUCUACAAGACCAUGUUGAGGGAGAGUAACAAGUUUUCAUUCUACAACUACAGGAUGUACGCAGUCAGACGCGUGAAAGAUGCGUUCAGGGAGCAAAAGGCGGUCAAUGACACUUCAGAAAUCCAACAGCACCUGCUUGAGGCACACAGGUUUUUGGAUAUCAUCAAGCGACAAGCCAUUGUUGGAGACUUGUACAAAUUCGAUAAGCUCGUAAUCGAAGUCGAGAAUAAUGAAAAACAUUAG